Messenger RNA from Porites lobata, 671 nucleotides. The record is from the annotation of a GenBank genome assembly. Lineage: Eukaryota; Metazoa; Cnidaria; Anthozoa; Scleractinia; Poritidae.
CAGGAUGAGGAAGACAUCCUGGAAGCUGACGAUGAAAGGUCAUCAUGUGAAUCCGAGGAGAAUCAAGCACAGGUGGGUUAUUCUCAAAUUUUACCAUUAGAAUAAUGGUUAAAAACCAUCAACGUGUUAUCCGUUGCUUGGUCUUUCUUAAGUACAAAAGUAGAAUAAGUUACAUGAUCUUGUACAACUAUGGGCAUUGCUAAAAUUAUAAAAUGCUUAGGAAACAACAAGACUUUUCAGACAGUAUCAAUAUCCCAACCAAGCUUUAUGUAAUUCAUAUUUUUACACGCUUUAAUACCAGUACAAUGAUGAUGAACCUUUCGUUUUUUCGUUUCAUAGCAAAUCGAAACCCAGACCAAGUUCCAAGACUUACCCGAGUUCAAACAUUUGCCAGUUAAUGAGGUAAAACCUUCCCAGUAUGACAUUGCUUUCAAACAGAGUAGCCUCAUUGAAAAAAAAUAUGGUUAAUUAGGUUUCUAUUUGCGCAAUGCUUUACGGCAUGAGCGCUACUUGAUGUUUUUGUUGACUUUGUUGUUUGAUCGAAACAUUAAGAAGGUAAAUAUUGUUUCCUGAUUUGUUGCCAGGACAAAAAAGGAAGCCUCAAACCAGGAGAUGCAAGAUCGUUUGAAUCACGUGACCCUCAGGAACAGGUGGGUACUCAUAUUUUGUAA